This is a messenger RNA of Neurospora tetraspora, 549 nucleotides long. RefSeq lists its product as uncharacterized. The record is from RefSeq and is a predicted model, not a curated record. Lineage: Eukaryota; Fungi; Ascomycota; Sordariomycetes; Sordariales; Sordariaceae. The annotation marks the transcript as partial. The transcript has a single exon.
AUGUGCACCUACCACUACCUCCACCACCACCACAUCCCUCCCUGCCCAAAAGACCUCUACUUCGUAAUCCACUACCUCUUCUGCCCCGACGCCACCAUCGAUCUCACCACCGGCAACCGCCAACCAUGCAACAACGCCAUCUACGACGACUCUCACCUUGCGUCCACAGCCAUGUCUGCCUCCAUGUCCAACAGCAUGUCCAACAGCAUCUCAACCUUAUCCACCUCCCCAACCUCCUCUCAGUCCUCCGCAUCAACAACAUCCUACUACUCCAACGACGGCACCUCCUUCCCCGUCGACUACACCUCCCUCUACUUCUCCACCGCAUCCAUGUCCCUCAGCCAGCAACAACAAACACAAACAAUGGACUUCAACAACCCCUGCGCCUCCUCCACCUGCCUGACCUCUCUCGAGUGUUCCUCAGGGCAAUGCCGACUCGAACAACUAGGUGGCAAAUGGACGUGCUGCAGGUGCGGGGGAAAGGGGAAUGAGUAUGCGUGGUGUAAAGCAAGACCGGGACUGGUUAGGGGGGCGGAUCCGGAUAUGGUU